GUAUUAUUGGAAUUUUCGUUGUAUGUCAGCUCACAUGAAGCCCUCACCCAGUAACACCCUAACCCGCUCGUUUAACAGGGCGUGCAUGGAUUUACCGAGUAGCAAUGGAUGGGAUCUUCAACAAAUUCUUGGCGAUCCUUCACGCGAUUUGAUAGAAAAUGUUUCAGCCUCAACGUCGAGUUAUCAUCAUCGGAGCCACCAUGUCCGGAAUCGACAAAAUUUAGCUGGAUAUAUAUUGUUUACCAGGACUCUGAAUUUUUGGCAAUAGACACCCUACCUACCUUAAUCUUCACACCGGAGAAAGAUAGGCAUCAUGCGGCUGAUAGAUGUUCACAGCAGAAAACUGAAAGAGUUCUUCAAUACGAAACCCCCAGAAUACGCGAUCUUGUCACAUACCUGGGGCAGCGAAGAGGUGAUCCUCCAAGAUUUAGAUACCACAGCAUAUAUGAAGAAGCUUGGGUGGGCCAAGAUCGAUAUGUGUUGUCAAACCGCUGAAAAAGAAGGUCUCGAUUGGGCAUGGGUAGACACCUGCUGCAUCGAUAAGAGAGACAGCGCAGAGUUGUCGGAAGCCAUCAACUCUAUGUUUUCAUGGUACCGCAUAUCCCGGGUCUGUUACGUAUACUUGGCGGACGUCACCAAAGAUGAAGACCAUUCUAGAGAAAACUCGACGUUUAGGAAAAGCCGUUGGUUCAACAGAGGAUGGACGCUCCAAGAGCUACUCGCACCAACUCGCAUGAAAUUCUACGAUAAAAACUGGGACUUCAUUGCCGAACGGAAAGAUCUCUUAGAUGCGAUAUCACAAACUACUGGCAUUAGUUUGGCCGCAGUACAAACGCCACUAUCAUAUAUACCUUCAGCGAGUAUAGCCGAGCGACUGUCUUGGGCAGCAAAAAGAGAAACGACCAGGAUUGAGGAUAGGGCCUAUAGCUUACUGGGAAUUUGUGAGAUCAAAAUGCCCCUCAUAUACGGCGAAGGAGACAGAGCUUUCUUCAGGUUGCAACAAGAGAUCAUAAGGACAAUGUAUGACCAGACUGUCUUUUGGUGGAGCCUGGGGAAUGGUUGGACACAGUGGUUUUGCGAUGGACAUUCCGGGACCGCCAGGACGUUGUCUGAGGUUGGAGGCCUAAAGGUGCUUGCCGAUUCGCCAGAUGCUUUCCGCGGGUUCAAGUCGAGAUAUGUAUCAACACGUCUAGGAAAACACUACAUGAUGACACAUUCCGGACUCCAUAUUGAACUACCAGUCAUUAGCCUCGGCGACUCCCAAAGAAGCUUCUAUCUCGCCAUAUUUUCUGCGAUGGAUAUCCUAAAGUCAGCCCCCCUGCAUAUAGGCAUGCCAGUCCAAGAUUGCGAAGUAUUAUUGCCCGGACAAGCACCAUCUGUUGUCAAGUUUUUCGAGAAGGCUAUGGGCAACUCGCCUUUCCCAUUACCUUUCCCUUUACCUGCGGGGAUCACUGAGAUUCCCUUGUACAUCUCUGUUCCACCUGACCAUAUCCAGAGCUCGAGACUUUCGUCUCGCUUGGCAGAGUGUUCCAGACAUAUACAGCUUAUUUUCGGCCUAUUGUAUUCGUUGGACUACAUCCUCUGGGACUACUACCCCCCAGCCGUUGAGAUUAACGACGGCUUUCUGACCGCACAUUUGGGUGCCGACGAGCUCAUGCUGCUCCGAUUCCACAACCCGGAUCAGAACGGGAGCAUCCUCGUGAUGACCUAUCCAGUUGAAGAUGGUCAGGCCAGUUGGGCAGUAGCGACUUACACAGACGACAAUUCGAGCGCCUGGGAAUUCCUCCUUCGACCGAAUUUUCGGAAAUUCGAUUUUCUAAGUUUAAGGAACAGUCCUUCUCUAAACUGGUCUACUACGAUCUCGGUACCGCUGGAGGAUUCGUUACCUUUGGUUGUGGGUCUUCAGGUUACCGACGACUCCAUAAAGAUCACCAGCAGCAUAGGUGAUACCGUAAAAGAGUGCGCAGAGGAAAAGCAGGAAGUGGUUCGAUGUAGGAAUGUGAAGAUCGAAGGAGACAAGGGGUUGUGCAACAUGGGUUGAUGUGAAUACGGUCAAAGUGCGAUAUAUAUAGGCAUACCUGUGCCCCUGACUUCAAUUAAGCUUCACGUGCAUAAUCCAACUCGGCAUAUUGAAGCAAGGGAGGCUGUGGAAAAGGGGUCGUCAUACAAUCUCAAAUAGCAUCGUAUCCGCUCGUAUAGCCGGAAUCAAACCCGCCUUUCCUCUACCCCUGGCAACUCCCCAACCAAGCUAGGCAUAGUGACA
This is a messenger RNA of Durotheca rogersii, 2263 nucleotides long. RefSeq names its product HET-domain-containing protein. The transcript has a single exon. The record is from RefSeq and is a predicted model, not a curated record. The coding region runs from base 314 to 2041 and encodes 575 amino acids. Lineage: Eukaryota; Fungi; Ascomycota; Sordariomycetes; Xylariales; Xylariaceae.